UCAACGAACGUCGAGCUCGCCUUUCCAUUCCUUUAGGCUCUCGAAAGCUUUCUCUCUCGUCUUCCUUCAGUGAUUCUCUCUUCAUCCCGGGAUGGGACUCAAAUUCGGGUCCUUUGAUUCCCUAUGCGAAACAGCAGCACUCAUUAUUUGCCCACUUGUUGGCACUGACCAAGGAAUUGUACCGACGUGUUAUAGUCGCAAUGUCGACGUUGGAGGGACGCUUAUCUUCCAGCCAUCGACAUCCUUCAUUCAUAUCGUCGCCAUCAUCAUGACCGCUAUUAUGAUUUACCACAUUCGCAGUAAAUACACCGCAGUAGGGAGAAAGGAAAUUGUCCUUUUCUUCUGGAUGUAUGCCGUUAUACAGUUGUUGGCCUUGUUUCUAGAUUCCGGGAUUAUACCGACCUCGAAUGCGGUAUAUGUAUGGUUCGCUGCUGUGUAUACAGGACUUGUUGCCUCCGCGUACUGUUGUAUCCUAAUCAACGCGUUUGUUGGCUUCCAGUUCGCUGAGGACGGAACUCCACUUUCGUUGUGGUUCCUUCGCAUAACCUGUCUCGUCGUAUUUGGCGCUGCCUUCUUCGUCGCGAUCGCCACCUUCAAAUCCUACGUUUCCUUUUCUUACAGCAAGACUACUCCCUUAUGGAUCGUCUACAUAUUGUGGCCCGUUAUAUGUGUGGCGAUCUACAUUGUUUCCCAGCUGGUUCUAGUAUUCCGCACGCUUGAGGAUCGAUGGCCAAUUGGCGAUCUGGUGUUCGGCACCAGCUUCUGGGUCAUUGGCAUGGUCAUACUCUUCGCAUUUAGUACGACCAUAUGCGACGCCAUCAAGCAUUACAUCGAUGGACUUUUCUUCUCCGAACUGUGCGUGUUACUCAGCGUGAUGAUGGUGUACAAAUACUGGGAUAGUAUAACGCGCGAAGAUCUUGAAUUCUCAGUGGGUUCCAAGCAGGCUGUAUGGGAGGUCAAGGAUCCCCUUCUCUCAUCUAGCUACCCUUCAAAUGCGUCCGCACCGGGUGGAGAUAACUCUGAAGAAGACAGCGGUAGUAACUACCAUGGAGGGUACAACAAUAAUUAUGGGUAUGGCGGAGGCAAAACUGCUUCCCUCGUCGGCGGAGUGAGCGGGGCGCAACUGUAUCAACAAAGAGGCGGGUAUAACAGAGGGGGCUACCCGCCUGCGGGUGGAGGAUAUUGAUCACGGUAUUAUUCGGUGUUACGAUUAUCUCAAUGGACCCGUGCUCGUUUGUUCUUUUCACGUCUUAAUUACUUUUUGUUAUAUCCCGCAAUCUUUAGCAUGCAGCGUUUCGUCGGAGAUGAAUUUUCUGGAUUGGUGGCUGACACGUACAAUAAGGGAAGGUCCGUCCAUUCAUAAAAUUGACCCUAGGACUUAGGCUGCAACGACAUUGCGGGAGCAGCGGGUUCUUACAUUUACACAGCGGCUGCUUGUUGGAGGUGCAUCGGACGAUUCUUGGACGGAUGAUGGCUUCACUUGUACGUACCAUCGCAGUGACGUUUGCCCGAGAAGGGGAUUGCUGCAUCCCAAUACAGCCUAGAAACCGGGUAUUAAGCAGUAACUGACACCGGGAUUCUGAGGAUCAUAGUGAUUGAAGGAUAUCUGUUGUAUAUGUACCCC
Guyanagaster necrorhizus is the source of this 1624-nucleotide messenger RNA. RefSeq lists its product as uncharacterized. The record is from RefSeq and is a predicted model, not a curated record. Gene Ontology annotation, cellular component: endoplasmic reticulum membrane. The transcript has 4 exons. Gene Ontology annotation, biological process: protein folding; chitin biosynthetic process. Bases 92 to 1186 code for a protein of 364 amino acids. Lineage: Eukaryota; Fungi; Basidiomycota; Agaricomycetes; Agaricales; Physalacriaceae.